Messenger RNA from Branchiostoma floridae (Florida lancelet), 1402 nucleotides. Its product is annotated as chymotrypsin B-like. Bases 125 to 1342 code for a protein of 405 amino acids. The record is from RefSeq and is a predicted model, not a curated record. Gene Ontology annotation, biological process: proteolysis. Gene Ontology annotation, molecular function: protein binding; serine-type endopeptidase activity. Lineage: Eukaryota; Metazoa; Chordata; Leptocardii; Amphioxiformes; Branchiostomatidae. The transcript is spliced from 9 exons.
GUUCCGACAGGCGUUGAAGGCCAAGUGUGACAAGGGCAUCAGAGUACGACAAGGAUAUAUAAGGAUACCAGAAAACAAACUCUAAAAUAUUCUUCCUCGCGAGCUGUCCGGCAACACAAGCAGGAUGUUGUGGCUCGUCGUGUCCGUGGUGUCUGUCCUGUCACUCAAAGCUGGUGCCGAGUCGUACCGUGAACCACCGAGAUAUGGUAUGGUGCAUUAUGGGGAGGUCUUUCACAACGAACCUAAAGAAGAGACACCUCUGCAGAAGGUUGAGAAGAGGCAGUGGGGUAGCUUUGUGCCCUGUGGAGACGGUACCUACAUCCAUUCUGACUACUGGUGUGACGGACAGUACUAUCACUGUGCCAACAUGGCCGAUGAACUCAGCUGUACCAGUCCAGGUCAGAUGGUAGCGUGUGGAGAUGGGAACUAUGUGCCUGAGAGCCAGUGGUGUGACGGGCAGUACUAUCACUGCCCAAACUUUGCUGACGAACUGAGUUGUAGUAACACAGGAACCGGAACAGGCACAGGUACCGGUACUGGUACUGGUACAACAGGCUCCUCGGGCGAGUGCGGACGGCAGGCCAUCAGUCCCUCCACCAGUGGUAAGAUCCUGGGAGGUGCCCAGGCUACUGCCAACUCCUGGCCGUGGCAGGUCAGUCUGCGGCUCAGCCUGGCCAACGGGAUCCACUUCUGCGGCGGGUCACUCAUCUCUGACCAGUGGGUUCUCACAGCGGCACAUUGUAUACACGAGUACGGCUAUCCCUCCUACUGGAAAAUCAAGCUAGGCCUACACCAGGUGGACGGUAGUGCCGAACAGGAGAGGAGCGUCAUCAGGGUUAUCAAGCACGAGCAGUACCGCCACACACCCCAUCCUUAUAACGACAUCGCCCUGCUGAAGCUAGACCGUCCCGUCACCAUGUCCCAGAAGGUCAGCUCCAUCUGCCUGCCAACCAGCAUGACGCCAGACAACACCGACUGUUACGUGACGGGCUGGGGCGCUAUUGGAUACAAUUCUCAAGGUACUGAGGUAAUGGCGACAGCCCUGAAGCAAGCCCGAGUACCCAUCAAGCCCGACAGUUACUGUAGCGCUGCGUGGCAGAGCAGCUACAACUCGUAUAACAUGGUCUGUGCCGGCUACGACUCUCUGUCUCAGGGGGGAGACUCGUGCGUCGGAGAUUCUGGUGGUCCUCUGGCUUGUCCGUCCGCUGACCGGUCCGGUUGGGAAGUGACCGGUGUGGUCAGUUGGGGGGAGAACCCGUGUGGCGCCAACUACACCCCUACCCUCUACACCAGGGUCUACAACUUCCUCGGCUGGAUCAGCAACAAAAUGGCCACUAACUAAUUUCGUUUGUUUAUAGCCUUCUGUACGUGUUACGAAGGUGUGAAUAAAUAUUACACAAUA